UGCAGAGGUCGAACUGCCUUAUGGUAAACAUACCUUUAAUUUCAUGUGUGCUCUUCCUGCACUUCUGCCUUGCAGUUACGAAGGCGGAACUGGGUUUGUACGUUACACUAUCAAAGUGACAUUAGAUCGACCAUGGAAAUUUGAUCAGACUUCUAAGGCAGCUUUCACUGUUAUAUCAGCAUUGGACCUGAAUAUGGAUCCCAGAUAUAGGUUGCCGGUGAUGAUGGAAUCAAGUAAAACUUUUUGGUGCGGUUGCACCUCAGGACCAUUAUUUGUCAGCGUGCAAUUGCCACAGUCGGGUUAUGCACCAGGACAAGAAAUACCUGUCGCAUGCAACAUCUCAAACGACAGCAGGGUGAAUGUGGAAUUCGUUCAGAUUAAAAUUACAAAAAUCGCUAAGUUUCAUAGCAGACAUCCACACAAAAUUAAGCAAAAAUCAUCAGAUUUAGUGACUGUAACAGCGGAAGGAGUUCCUAAAUUCAAUAAAAUAUCAAUCACAAAAAAUAUUCAAGUCCCAGUAAUUCCUCCAUCGUUAUUACAGAACUGCAGUAUUAUAGAUAUCGACUAUGUAAUUAAGGUGACAGCAAGUAUUGGAGGCUGCCACAGAUCUUUGCGCAUUUCAUUGCCCCUCACGAUUGGCACAGUACCAAUAAUAGAUCGAUACGAACAAUCAAAUAUAGGAUUUACAUCAAUUGCGCCAUCAGCACCGCCUAUAACAACGCAACCUGGUUCAAGUGCCCAGUAUGAUGAUUUACCUCCUUCAUAUGAACAAUGCUUGUUUGGCACCCAGAGUAUACAGGACAAUAAUGAUUCCCAACAUACAUUGGGAUUUCAAAAUUUUGCACCCUCAUAUCCAGUGUAUAAUGCAAAAAGUUGAUGCAUGGUCAAAUAAUCUAAGUUAAGUUUG
Messenger RNA from Ctenocephalides felis (cat flea), 907 nucleotides. RefSeq names its product arrestin domain-containing protein 17-like. The transcript is spliced from 5 exons. NCBI's taxonomy places the organism in Eukaryota, Metazoa, Arthropoda, Insecta, Siphonaptera, Pulicidae. The record is from RefSeq and is a predicted model, not a curated record. The coding region runs from base 44 to 877 and encodes 277 amino acids. Gene Ontology annotation, cellular component: cytoplasm. Gene Ontology annotation, biological process: protein transport.